AUAAUAUUAGAAAAUUGUAUUUAACUGAUCGAUAAUAUUAUCGCGGAAUUUUCUAUUAGUCAAAAAUUUUUUUUAUCGCAAAAGCAAGUUCGCAAAUAGAAAAAUAUAAUACAAAAUGCAUAUAAGAGAUUUUAUAAUGCACAUCAUACACAUCAUCUCACAAUUUUGUAGUAAAAUAAAAGUACAUUUUAUUUUAUUAUAUUUCUGUGUUCAUUCGAUUAUUCUUCAUGUUGUAAUACACGACAAUCAAAGCCAAUUUUUAAUAUGGGUAAUUUCCUCAGACUGUGAAACGAGCUCUAACGAGAAACAAUGCCGAGUACCAAAACGAGAGUCGCUAUUGUGGGUGCUGACUGGUCAAAUCGGUGGCACAUGGGUCUACACUGAUGAAACGCAUCUCGACAAACACGGGCUUCUCGUGCACAGUAGCAUGUACAAAAAUCUAAGAACAAACAUACCUAAAGAGCUAAUGCAAAUACCUGAUUUCCCUUUUGAGGAUCAGGACGGCCCAUCUUUCAUUCAUCAUAGCGCGAUAAGGCUAUACAUCUUGAAGUAUGCAGAUCACUUCAACCUUUAUCCGUAUAUUAAGUUAAAUACCUUGGUAAAAUACGUUGAACCGGAAGUUUUGGCGAACGGCCAGACGUUGUGGUCACUGACGUACGUGGAUUUGAAGACUCAAGUGGAAAUCACGAAGACCUAUGACGCUAUGGUGCUGUGCAACGGCCAUUAUACCGUCGGUGAUGUUCCACAUAUUCCAGGUAUCGAAAGUUUUCAUGGUGAUUGCAUUCACAGCCACCAAUACAGGUUACCGGAGAUCUACACCGGCAAGAAAGUUUGCAUACUCGGUGGAUCCUGGUCCGGCAUCGACAUCGCCCUUGAGGUAGCACAAUACGCCGACAAGGUAUACCUAAGUCACAAUUUGCCCGAACCAAUCAACUUGAGUAAAUUCGCCAACAUCGAGCAAAGAUCCGGCGUCGCGUUUAUACAAGGAGAUCUCUUCACUUUCCUUGACGACUCUUUCACAAAAGUGGACAGCUUCAUAUAUUGUACAGGUUACAAGUUCACAUAUCCUUUUAUGUCAGCUAAAGUCGACAUGCGCACGGACGAUAAUCACGUAGAACCCAUCUACAAAUACCUGGUGCACAUGGACUACACAAAUCUGUUCCUCAUGGGUUUACCAGCGCUUGUGAUACCGUUCCCCAUGUUCCAUUUAGAAGCGCAAUAUAUUUUGGGUGUCCUCGAGGGCCGUAUCCAAUUACCAUCAUCGCAACAGAUGCGCGAGAAAUACGAAAGCGAAAAGAAAUCCUUAAUUGACCAGGGUAUCCCGAUAAGACAUAUCUAUAAGCUGAAAGACAGACAGUGGGCUUACUACGACGAGAUCGCAGCGGCUGUGAAUGUACCGACUUUCCCGCCACUAGUUAGAAAAAUUAACGAUCACGUCACCAAGAUGCGCGACACAAACAUCACCGAAUACAAGAGUUACAAGUACCGUAUCAUCGAUAGCGAAACUUUUAGUGUGUCUUGUUACAAACCUUGUUAGAAUCUAAACGCGAGAAAAAUAAAAAAAUGAAUGCAAUCGAUAUUAACAAAAUCAGCAUUCGAGCAUUUUCAAGAGCGGAUUCGAUGCUAUGAAUCUGAAAUGAGUUUUACGUUGGUUUUAGUCAACGAUUAAUUGUACAACAGGAUCAGACAAAAACACGGAACCCGAUUAUUAGACUGGCGUAUUAUGAGAAUGUUUAUCACUAAUUAUGAUGCGCGAUAAGUGUUGACAUUGCUACGUGAGAUCAGCUUGCAAUUAUAAUUUUUAUACGCUAAAUGAUAUAGAGAAGAUAAGAUAACAAAAGCACUGAUGUCAUUGCGUCACUUUCGUGACAUAUAACAAAAACGUUUGCAUAUGUAUACAUAAUAUUUUUCUGCAUUCUCGCAAUUAUAUACUCCAGUCGGAGAUUUUUACAUGUAGUAAAAUAUUAUUGCGUAUAUACUCUGAUUUGAAACUGGUUUUAACACUUUCUUCUUUCGACAUAGUUCAGAACGCAACCGAUGGUUCAAUGAGAGAACUGGGAAUUAAGCAAAAAUAAGUCCAAUCGAACUUAUUUUUUUAUUAAUUUUCCUUUUUUACAUUGUAAACCAUUAUAGCAGCGUUCCAAAUUACAUGAAAAAAAGUAUUCAAACGUAAUUAAAACCAAAUAUUUGUAUUACGAUACGAAAAUCGAAUAGCUUCACUAAAAUCUUCUCGAAAUAAGUAAAAUGAAGGAAAGAGUAGUAGCAGGUACAAAAAAAUUGAAAUUACGUAGGGCAAUUGUAAAGAUAUAUUAUGGAAGUACAUUUUCCCACAUCAUGGACUUACACACUCUA
This is a messenger RNA of Harpegnathos saltator (Jerdon's jumping ant), 2352 nucleotides long. Its product is annotated as flavin-containing monooxygenase FMO GS-OX3. Lineage: Eukaryota; Metazoa; Arthropoda; Insecta; Hymenoptera; Formicidae. The coding region runs from base 116 to 1537 and encodes 473 amino acids. The record is from RefSeq and is a predicted model, not a curated record. The transcript has 7 exons. Gene Ontology annotation, molecular function: NADP binding; flavin adenine dinucleotide binding; N,N-dimethylaniline monooxygenase activity.